AUUAAUUUAAAACACUACCAUACAUACAGCUGGGUGAAACCCUUCUGUUUCGUUGGUACUGGUUUAUUACGGUUUAUUAUAUUUAUUCAAAACGAUAUUGAGAUUUAGAUUCUUUCUCCAUAUAUAUUGUCACCCAAGACAAAAUGAGGAUUACUAAAAGUCCUUCAAAAAAUCCAAAUUCCCAGCCCCCGCCUUGGGUGCUUGAAUUUAUAAAAGAAGUUCAAGAUGAAAAGAGAUGUCCACUUGACAAAGUUGCUUCUUUAUGCUCAGAUUUUCGCAAAAGAGAAUGGACAUACCCUCGUGGCGAUUUAUACUCAUGGAUUCCAGUGUUAAAUCGAUUUGAUGCGAUUUUAGAAAAAACGGUUGAAGAUUACGACUUAAAAACCAAGGUUCAAACUCGACCUUUUGACCCUCAGUCAUACACCGUUUUACUAGAAGUCUUAAGAUUUUCAACCUAUUUACUCAAACAUUGUGCAAAUCGCUCCAUUUAUAACUCGACCGGUUAUUUGGAACAAUUAUUGAAUAGUUCCGAACUGGAGAUAUUAGACGCUACUUUGGGUUUGUUAUUACAUAUUGUUCAAAAGGCUACGAUUUCCAGAAGAGGGAAACAGCUUUUUUCUUUGUCGCAAGAUCGUUUGUUCCGCUUCCUUUCGUUUCUUCCUCAAGAAGCUACAAAAUCCGGACUAGCCCAAAAUUAUGAAUCAAUUCUAUUUCUUAAUGAUAUCCCAGCUCCAUGGUGCUCGUUAGAGUUUUCAUAUUAUAAGAGCUCUUCUUCUAAGGUUUCUGACUCUUCCAAAACCGGGUCUUCUACUUCCUCUCCGUCAGAAGGCUUGCGUGUUUUGAAAGUGUCUCCAGAAGAAUUGUCAGUAAAACCAGUACAUGAUUUGCUUGUCCAGCUGUCAACUGAAAAUCAAAUUCCUGAACAAAACACUCCUGAUUUCCUCAUAAGUAUUCUGCUUCAUAAAAAUUUACCUGACUUAAAUAAACGAAGGACCAUGGUCCGUAUUGGAUUGUUGGCUCUUUCCAACCUGGUAUACGCUCACUCACAAGCUGUUCAAUCGCGUUUCAUGUUGGCGGAUCCUGAAAUAACAACUCAUCUAGCAACCCUUGUUUCUGUGGAUACAAAGCUUCCACAGGAGUUUAAAGCUGUUGUUUUUGAAUGCUUUAAAGCAUUUUUUUUCCGCAAAAAUAUGGUACCUUCCGUGCUAGCAGCUCUCAAUGUAUCAGUAAGUUAUGGUUUAAUGAUGAAUUUGGUUCGCGAUUUUUCGAACAAUCUAUCUGAUGAAAAUUUUGAAUAUAAUCGCGAAUAUGUUGAUAGUUUCUAUGAUUUCCUUCAAUUUAUGGCUACUUCACCCUUGGGUGGAAACAUGGCUUGUUCAGCAGGUUUGACAUCCCUUUUAGGUCACCAUUUAUCACUUAAGAGUCCCCGUGCUUUGUAUGUGGUGUCCAGGUCGAUUUCCAUGCUUGAUCACCUCAUUGAUGGCUAUUCUAUGGCUUUCCCUGAUUUUUCAGAGUCCAAAGGUUUGGAUUUAUUGGUAACUCGCUUGCAGUUUGAAUUAGAAGCCUCGUUGCAUGAUGUAAAGAGCGGAAGAGGUAACGCAGAAAUCUGCUUAAAUAUGGAUUAUGCUAUUCCAUAUGAUCGUUACUUCUUGCUGAAAAAUUUGUUGAAGUUUAUUUUGCAUUUAAUCCAAACCGGUGGAUCUGUUGUAGAACUUCGUAACCUUAUUGAUUCUUCUCUUAUAUCUUCCCUUGCAUUCCUUUUGGACCAUCACGAAGUAUUUGGAUCCAAUUUAUUUGCUUCAGCAACAAAUAUAAUGUCUACUUUCAUUCAUAAUGAACCUACUUGUUAUGGUAUUAUUCACGAGAAAAAACUUUCGCAUUCAUUCCUGGAAGCAGUAAAUCGACGGAUAUUGAAUUCGUGUGAUGCAAUUACUUCAAUUCCUUUGGCUUUUGGUGCAAUCUGUUUGAAUUCACAGGGCUUCAAUUUAUUCUUAGAAAAGAAUCCUGUUCCUCAUUUCUUUAGCAUAUUUACAUCUUACAAUCAUUGCAAAGCUUUAUCAUCCAGCGACAAUGCAGCUAUAUUAGGAACUUACAUCGACGAACUGAUGCGCCAUCAGCCCUUUUUGAAAGACGGUAUUGUUAAAAUGAUUUUCGAAACCGUUGACAAGGUUUGCGAUCUUCUCCGUACCUUCAAUCCUUUGGACUAUGUUGAUGCGACCGACUUUCCUUAUUUGAUAUACUUCGAGACAUUCUCUAGUUUCUUAGAAAAUAUUAUUUCUAACGAAGGUCAUGCAAAAAAUCUGAUGUCCAAAGGAAUUAUAACUCAUAUCCUUAAGCUCAUGCAGGUACCUGUGUUAGCCUAUGGGUUUGUUGAUUCGUCUGCAUUCAACACUUUGUUUGUUCUUUUACAUCAUAUUAUUGAUUUUGAUGCAGCAGAGGUCUUCCGUCCUUUAUUGGAUUGUAUUAUGUUCAAUUGUGAGAAUAGUAAUGUUGAACAAUCACUAAAUCCAAUUAAUGCAAUUGUUAAAGGCCAACUAUGCGGACAAUUGGUUAAUUUACAGGAUUCUGAGAUCUUCUUCCAGUUUACCAUUAUUGGUAAUUUGAUUUCGAUGUUUUCUGAAUUAUUUUCUUCAUACGCUGCACUAAAAAAGGCGGGCAACCUUCCAUUAGUUCAGCUUUUUAUAAGCCCUUCUCGUUAUGCUGGUGUCUUUGAUAUUUUGUGUAACAUUAAGAAUCUUUCAACGAGUGUGGAUGUUUUCCUUUGUUCUCAAGUUUCCAGUGAUUACGCCCUUUGCUGUGGCUCGCUGGUAUCAAUCUCCGCUGACAAAAAGGAGAAAGAAAACCUUGAGACCAAAAAGCGAGAACUUAAGGAAGACCCUUCCUUUAACAAGUUUAAAAAUAUUCGCACAAACUUCACUCAGACGACGUACAGUAUAUCGAAGUUCUUCACGUCCUUGACUCGGGCAUUGGGUAAUUCAAGCAUUCAAGACAUCAAUGAAUUCAAGGGCAUAUACAAACUUGGUAGCAAUAUUGCUCUUGUCGUUGAUGAAUUGGUUGGUAUGGCUUGUAGUCAGAUUCUAAACCGCGAAGAAUUGCCUGAUGAGCUCGCCUUGCAUGUUUCUUUAAUGUCUAUACUUGAUGCGUCAGCAAUAAUUCGAGAAGAUGACUCUAAAGUUACACUCACUCUUCUUAUCAGUCGAAUUUUUGCUGGCUCUCAGACGCUUCAGCUAUUACUUAAACUGUCAGGGCGAGUAAUAAGCUAUUUCGCUCUUGUAGGUGAAGAUACGACGGCGCGGACAAGCCGUAUUUUGCUAGCAUUGUCGUCAACCCUACUGAAUUUAAUACAUAUGUUAACAAGUGCCGAUUUUAUUUCUGAAACAGAGAAGCCUCUGAACUUUUCUUUAAAACUUCAAUUGGACAAUAAUGAGCUCAGUGAUUGCGGAUCCAAGCUCAUGCAUCUACUUCAGGCUCAUUCGUUUUUGACAAUGGUGAAAAUAUGGGAAUCGUCUGCGGAUUACCGAUUGCCGUACAUUACUAAGGCACUAAUUACAAACAUAUUGUCUAAUUGUUUACAAUUUGAAGAAGGCAUAAGCUCUCUUUCUGAGGCUGCUCAAAAUAGUCUACGUGAGUCUCAAAGUCAAUCGACUGACGAAAAAAGUUCACUGGAAAGUCCCAAGCUGAGUGAUACUGUGAAUGACGAAACGCUUCUUAACUUGCUAAUUAAUGAAGUCCCUUCUAAUAUGGUUACAGAAUUCAAUAACUUUAAGUCUAGGCUUGUUAAGACUUGUGUCUCCUUGUCAUCUUACGAAGGCGACGUAAAUCAAAGUCUUUGUGAUUUGCUAUACUCUGGUGAUGAGGUUCAAAUGAAUUCUGAUCUUCAGCUUGAGACCACCGUGGCAAUGAUUAAAGAGAUAAAAUCUCUUUCAUCGCUGGAUGAAGGCGAUUCUCGGAUUUCUCAGUUCGGGCCUGCCAUCGGUUUACUUGGUCUUUUUAUUAGUCAUGAUUUCACUCAGAAUAAGGCAAAGAAUUAUAUUUUAGAAGAACUGGAUUUCUUGUUGAAUGCACUAGAGUCUAUGCGUCAAUGUUAUGUGCAAGAUGUUAAUGCUACCUGGGUUGUUUCCAUAUUAUUUUUAUUGGAAGUAUUGUUAACGAAUUCAAGAAAGCCCGAUGAGUUCGAGUUUAACUCAAAAGACUGCUCAUUAAAGCUUAUUGAUGGCUCCAUUUCAAUAAACCAUGCCGCCCAACAGAAGAUAUUGGUAUCAUUAAUUUACUUAAUGAAGCAAUAUACCUCAAAUCUGGGUGUGGUAACGUCGGCCAUGAGACUGAUUUUACUAUUAACUGCUAAUUAUGACAUGGUACAUAUGUUUAUCGAUUCCAAUGGUUUAGAUGUUCUAUUUGCUGCUAUGAAAGCAUGUGCAGCUACCUGCAAUGAAGCACUACACGUUCCUUUCAUCGUCAUAUUAAGAAGAUUGUUAGAGUCCGAAAGGGUCAUUGAACUUAUCAUGUUUGAUGACUUACGAAAUAUAUUUAAAUUACAAGGUAGGGCUCGUAAAACUGAGCUUCUUAAUUUUAUAAGGACAAACUCCGAAAUGGUUUUGCGCUCACCUGAUGCUUUCCAGAAAAUAAUUAAAGAAACCUGUCAGUUAGCUCAUUUUGCACCUAAUGCUGAUCAUCAUUAUCUCGAACUGAAGGAAACCCUCCCGGAAGCAUACAGUAAAGACCAGAUUAAUUCUGAUGCUUCUUUGAUGUCACAGACUAGCUCCAAAGUGAUAACUUCUCUAUUGGAUGAAAUAAUGGAGACGGUGGAUUCCCAGCGAAAAAUGCAAAAACCUGUCGAUUCUGAAUUUAAACCUGAAUCUGACCCUAUGUACAUGUAUAAUGUAUUUCUUCUGCAAUGUCUUACCGAGUUAUUGUCGGGUUAUGACUCGUGUAAAAAGUGCUUUAUGGAAUAUCAACCCAAGCGCAAAUCGUCUUUCUUCACACUUUCUCGAAAGUAUAACUCUUACCUUGUUGGCUUUUUCCUUGAGAAGUUGUUGCCCUUUGGGAGCAUACGUCUGUCAGAGGAUAAUGAAAUACGUAAGGCUUUCUCUGUAUCUAACUGGGCCAUUUCUAUAUUGGUUUUCUUGUGUGCUUACUCGAAUGAUCAACAGACCGAUGUCGUUGAUGAGCUUCGUCGUGAAGUUUUAUCUUGUGUCCUAAAGUUUUACCGAUCUAGUUCUGUUAAUUCUGAAAACUUGGAAUCUUAUUACUGCAAAUUACUAGUCGUGGCUGAAUUAUGUUAUAGACUGGGCGAUGCGCAAACCGUUUCGCAGAAGGCGCCAAAUCAGUUAUUACGAAAAUCUCAGGAUGUUAACAUCAAAGCAAUGAUUGACCUUGGUUUCAUCCCAGCUUUAACUAGCGCUACUUCUGAAAUUGAUAUGAACUAUCCUGUUUCCAGAAAGGUAAUUCGUCACAUUUUGAGGCCUCUUCAAUUAUUGACGAAGGAAGCUAUAUUUUUAAGCCAGACAAACCCAGAAAGUCUAUCGGGGAAUAUACAAGAGGCUGAAACUGAUGACUCCGUUAGUGAUGAUUCUGAAGAAUCUGAGGGUGAUGAGCCUCCAGAUCUUUAUCGUAACUCUGUGCUUGGUAUCUUUCAAGGUGAUAUCGCUAAUGAAAAUGAAGACAACUACGAAGGUAGUGAGGAUGACGAUGUAUAUGAGGAAAUGGAUUUUGAAGAUGAUCAAUCAGGAAGUCCCGGUAGCGUUGUUAGUGAUGAUGAAAAUGACGAUACUAUGUACAGUGAUAACAAUGACAUGAAUAUCGAGUUUAUGGUUGAUGAAGACCAGGAUGGCUCCGAUCAGGGGGAUUCUAGUUCAUAUGAUGAUGAUGAAUCUAGUCAUGGAGAUAUCAUUUCCAUUGAUGAAGAAGACAUUGAUAACACAGGUGAGCCCUAUGAAUGGGAAGACGAAGGAAACGAAACCUCAGAUUAUGAACGUGAUGAAGAAUUACAUGAUCAAGAUGAAGAAAAUGGUUCCACUACGUUUGAAGCAAUGGAAAAUGCGUUUACAGAAGCCUCUGAUGAGGAUAAUGAAGACGAGGCUAUAGAUAAUGUUAGUCCAGUGGAAAUAGACUUUCUUGAUAACGAAGAGGGUAGUUCUUCUGAGCAAGAUGAAGAUUUUCAGUGGGAAUGGAAUGCUGAUGUUCCUUCUGGAGCAGACAUUAUCAGUCGUCAUGGUGCUCUUUUGAGAGAUUUGUUCCCUUUGCCGGGUCUUUCUCGUCGAGUUAUGAUAAUUAAUUCAGGGGAUAAUGCUCGUUCAAGGUCAUUUUUAAAUAGUAAGUCGUCAGAAGAUAUACUCAAGCAUCCAUUGCUUCUACGAAACAAUUUAUCAAGUGAAGGGAAAGCGGUUGAGGUAAACGAAAGCUUGUCUGAUUUAGACAGCCAUGUGUCUUCUGGAGCGGCAUCCCAGAGAUUAUUGUUCUAUCUUUCCAUGGAUACGUCCACAACCGAUAUGUCUAGGAUCGGUUGGACUGCUUUGAAGAAUCAGAUCCACAAUGAUCCUUUACGUGCUACUUCAGAUUUUACACCCCUUUUUACUACUCAAAGAUGGAAUGGAAUUGUUUCUAUGUUCUUUGGUCAUGCUGCUGGUUCCACUGCUUUACGAGUUACAGGAUCCGUUUUAUUCGGUCUUGUCCCGCCUGCUUUGGAAAAAUAUAACCAUGAAAAAGAAGAAUCUGAAAGACAAAGCCAACCAAAAAAUGAAAAGCCAGCAGAUGUUGGUGCUCCUGAAACGGAGGAUCCUGAUGUGCAGAAUUCAGAAAUGAAUGAAAUGGAAGGUGUUAGAACCGAAGAACCUGAACCUGUCCAGGAAGCAAAUACUGCUGAUGAAGGGCAGACUAUCAGCAUUCGAGGAAGGGAUGUAAAUGUAUCUUCAUUGGGAAUUGAUCCUACGUUUUUACUCGCUCUACCAGAGGACAUGCGUGAGGAAGUCGUUUUCCAGCAUAUUCAAGAACGACAUAUAGAGUCGAUAAGUGAUUCUUCUCGUCGUUUGGAUCCCUCGUUUUUGGAAGUGUUACCGACUGAUAUUCGUGAUGAACUUCUCUUUCAGGAAGCUGUUCAAAUGCGCUUGUUUGAUAAUGCUCGAAAUAAUGAGAGUGGGGAUAAUGAAUUGGAAAUGGAGCGAUUGGAUGAAGUCGACGAAGCAGAAGACGAGCAGAGAGAACGAUCUGUCAAACCGGUUAAGAAGGUACCUGUACCACCUUUGGUUGACCGUUCAGGUAUCCUGUCAAUGAUAAGACUCUUGUAUAUUCCACAACAUAAUGGCAAAAAUCCAUUCUAUGAUUUGGUAGUGAAUAUUUCUGAAAACAAACAACAACGAGCUGAUAUUUUGGGAUUGUUGUUAUAUGUUCUUCACGAAGCUUCUACUAGUACUCGUUCCACCGAAAAAUGUUACAAGGACUUGACCAUUCGAUCUUUGAACGUGCCUCAACAAAAAGAAUUCAAGAAGUAUCAUGGGCUACUCGAUUCCUUAUGUAAGGUUCCUGUUAUUAAUGGGAUUACGUCUCGUUCUUUGAUCUUGCAACAAACUAUCGAUUUACUUUCGCAUCUAUCAAGUUGGGCGGAUCAUUUCCCUUCGUUUUUCCUAAGUAUGCAAGACUUCAUUGGAUUACCUUACAAAAAGUCGGGCUCUAAGAAAAACAAGGAGACAAAUGUCUACAAAGUAGCUCCCAUUAAUGUUCUUCUAAGUUUGUUGGGUCGUGAAGAAAUUUUUGGUAACACUCUUGUCAUGAAUACAUUUUCCGAGUUACUCUCGACUCUCACCAGGCCUCUGUUGUCAUUCUAUAAGCAUCAAAAACCUGCAGAAGAACUGAAUCAAGUAAGUGAAGACAGGGAUGAUACAGGGAACAGUGAUGUGAAUACCCCGCGUACUGAUGAAUCAUCAGCUCAGGUAGAAAAGAAGGGUAAAAAACCGACGAAUCCUCCUCAAAUUACCGACGAUAAUUUAAGACUGGCUGCUUCAUUGAUAACCACUGAUUCCUGUUCAAGUCGUACCUUCCAGAAUGCUUUAUCAGUAAUGUUUCAUUUAUGCUCCGCACCGCAUGCGAAGAAUAUCAUCGGUAAAGAGCUCUUGAGACAUGCUCAAAAGUAUGGAAAUGCAAUAACCGGUGAUUUAUCAAGACUUUCUGAAGAGGUCAAGUCUGGUAGAAAUGAAACUGAGCUCCAGAACGCUUUGGCUCCAUUCUGUCCGGCAAGUUCUAACCAGGCUAAGCUGUUACGUUGUUUGAAAGCUCUGGACUACAUUUUUGAGCGUCGGCCAAAGAGAGAAGAACAAAGUCCUCAAAACAUUGUGCAAUUGCUUGAAUUUUACGAUAAUUUGCAAUUUGUAACAUUGUGGGAUGUGCUAAGUAACUGCUUGGUUUCCAUGAGAGAGCAAACCAGUAUCACUCAUGUCUCCACGGUUUUGCUUCCUCUUAUCGAAUCUUUAAUGGUCAUUUGUCGUCCCGUUUAUCUUGACCUGCCUGAGGAAGUUUCCAAACGUAUUUCACCGAUGUUGGAACGCUUGAAGGGCUUGUUUAUUUCAUUUACUGAGGAGCAUCGUAAAAUUAUUAAUAUGAUGGUUUUCACAACUCCUUCACUGAUGAGUGGAUCAUUUUCUCUGUUAGUGAAGAAUCCCAAGGUACUUGAAUUUGAAAAUAAGAGAAAUUACUUCAGCCGUCAAUUACACGCUGAAGCUGCAAAGGAACAGUAUCCUCCGUUAAAUAUCAAUGUUAGACGUGAUCAGGUAUUUUUGGAUUCCUACCGCGCAUUACAUUUCAAAGACGCUGAUGAGGUUAAGUUUAGUAAGCUUAACAUUCAUUUCAGGGAUGAGGAAGGUGUAGAUGCAGGAGGUGUGACUCGUGAAUGGUUACAGGUAUUAGCUAGACAGAUGUUCAAUCCUGACUACGCUUUGUUCUUGCCAGUUGCGGGUGACGCCACUACUUUCCAUCCGAACAGGGAUUCUUCCGUAAAUCCCGAUCAUUUAUCAUUCUUCAAAUUUACUGGAAGAAUUAUUGGAAAAUCAGUUUACGAUGGUAGACUGCUUGACUGUCAUUUCAGUCGUGCAGUUUACAAGCACAUGCUUCAUCGAUCAGUGUCGGUGAAGGAUAUUGAGUCUCUUGAUCCUGACUACUGCAAGUCUUUGGUGUGGAUGUUGAACAAUGAUAUUACUGAUAUCAUUACGGAAGAAUUUGCUGUUGAGAAAGACGUUUUUGGUGAAAAGACGAUCGUAGAUCUUAUUCCCAAUGGUCGUAAUAUUCCUGUUACAGAGCUAAACAAACAUGACUACGUAAAUAGGAUGGUUGACUAUAAAUUGGUUGAGAGUGUGAAAGACCAGUUGCAAAGUCUUUUGGAAGGGUUUUCGGAUAUUAUUCCUCCAAACUUAAUCCAAAUUUUUAACGAGCAAGAACUAGAGUUGUUAAUUUCAGGUCUCCCUGAAAUUGACAACGAUGACUGGCGUAAUAAUACAGAGUAUCAUGGUUAUAACGUUUCAUCUCCUCAAAUUCAAUGGUUCUGGCGAGCGGUUCGAUCUUUCGAUGAGGAGGAGCGAGCUAAACUCCUUCAAUUUGCAACCGGUACAUCUAAGGUUCCAUUAAAUGGAUUCAAGGAACUUGAAGGCAUGUCUGGUUUCCAGAGAUUUAAUAUCCAUAAGAGUUAUGGAUCGCUGAAUCGCUUACCGCAAUCACAUACGUGCUUUAAUCAGCUAGAUUUACCCGAAUAUGAAACGUAUGAGCAGCUAAGGACUAUGUUGCUCACAGCCAUCAAUGAAGGCUCUGAAGGUUUUGGAUUUGCUUAGAAUGUUGUUUUAUGUAGGUUUUAUUAUUAUUAUGUUUUAGAUUCUUUAUCUGCUCUAUGAAAAGAAAUAUGAAGAAAAGAUAACCUUUGGAAGCUAUUCUUAGAUGAUGGGUGGAUAUAUUUCACGUACUUUAGAAAUUUCAUGAGUCAUGAAAAUAAAUAUAAAUCGUGUUGUUAUUUACAUUACAUAUAAAAAGGUGAAAUGAACGAGGG
This is a messenger RNA of Schizosaccharomyces octosporus yFS286, 10021 nucleotides long. RefSeq names its product HECT-type ubiquitin ligase E3 Ptr1. The transcript is spliced from 2 exons. Gene Ontology annotation, molecular function: ubiquitin-protein transferase activity. Gene Ontology annotation, biological process: positive regulation of protein catabolic process; protein polyubiquitination; proteasome-mediated ubiquitin-dependent protein catabolic process. Lineage: Eukaryota; Fungi; Ascomycota; Schizosaccharomycetes; Schizosaccharomycetales; Schizosaccharomycetaceae. Bases 144 to 9809 code for a protein of 3221 amino acids. The record is from RefSeq and is a predicted model, not a curated record.